CACUUUUCUAGGAAACGCUUGGUUUAACACUAGCCACCUUUACCCCUGCUACUCCACCGACGCCCCACUAUAAACCACAAGAGCCUCAUCGCGGUUGGAAUCAAUCUUGUCCUUCUCUUCAUCAGCAUACCUACAUCAUGGCUUCUAGCAUGCCCAUCUCCACUGUCUACGUCCAAAAUCUCGAAGAGCGCGUCAAGCUUGAUGCAUUGGUAGAUACCUUGAGAACAGUAUUCGCAGAGUUCGGCAAUGUUGUCGACAUUGUGGCGAAGAAGAAUCUGCGUGCCAAAGGGCAGGCAUUUGUUGUCUAUGAUAGCCCUGAAAGUGCCCAAGAUGCUAUCAACGAAAUUGAUGGGUUCGAGCUUUUCGGCAAGCCUAUGAAACUUGCUUUCGCGCGAACGCAGAGCGACAAGACCAUUGAAUUAAAGGGCAACCAGGAAGAGCUCGAACAACAUAAGCGCCAUCGACAGGCUGAAAAGGACAAACGCAAGGCUCUUGAGUCUGCGGAAGAGCAGAGACAAAUCAACAAGCGAGGGUCUGGCUCAGUCAACGACAACAGACCCGCAAAGGCGGCGAAAUCAUCAGGUCUCAAGUCCACCAGCGCCGCAGCAUCCGGCAGUGUGCUUGACGAGUUCCUCCCUCCCAACAAAAUUCUUUUCGUCCAGAACUUCCCCGAAGAUUAUGACAUUGAGACUUUGACCAGCGUGUUUGGCCGAUUUGACGGAUUUCGCGAGGUUAGGCUGGUACCUGGUCGCCGUGGUAUCGCAUUUGUUGAGUACGAGGCGGAACAAGGCGCUAUUACCGCAAAGGAAAACACGGCUGGGUUACACUUGGGAGACAAACCCAUCAAAGUCACCUACCAGCGACAGUGAAUGUGAAUGCUAGCAUUGAUAGAAAGAAGGCCGUAUUUGUUAAUUGAUACGGCCACAACGUUGGCUGAUGGAUACUUAUUUAAUGAUAAACACAACAC
Molecule: messenger RNA, 967 nt
Organism: Fusarium oxysporum Fo47
Lineage: Eukaryota; Fungi; Ascomycota; Sordariomycetes; Hypocreales; Nectriaceae
Product: U1A/U2B'/SNF family RNA-binding protein
Exons: 3
Coding region: 138-869 (243 amino acids)
Biological process (GO): mRNA splicing, via spliceosome
Cellular component (GO): U1 snRNP
Molecular function (GO): U1 snRNA binding
Source: RefSeq, a predicted model, not a curated record